GACGCGUACUCUGGAAGAAAAUAGUCACAUGUUUUAAAAAUACUGUCCUGGAGGUACAGUACAUGUGCAAUGUCAGGUAUUUGAUUUCUGGGUAGGAACAUUUUUACAUUUUGUGCUACUUCUGUCGACCGUUUCAAAUUAUUUCAGACAUUUUUGCUUUCCAAAAGAUUGGUGAACGUUGACGCUGUCAAGCUAACUUUACCCUGCUGUUGAAAUGAAAGAAAAAAGGAGACCAAACACCAAAAAGAAGAAGGGGAAUGUGGUCUUACAGAAGUGCAUGGUGGCAGUUGAUGAGUUCGUUAAAAGAAAAAGCUGUGUGGAAGAUGCAGAAGGUGAUCAAGACGGUUUCAGAUUUGUCAAAAAGAAGAGUAGAAAGGAACUACGCAAAGAGAAGCGACAACUGAAAAAAGCCAAGAUGAAAAGUCAUUACGAGGGCAAAACGAAUGUCUUUUUAACCCCUGCUGAUGCUGAAAACCCAGAAAUAAAAGCUAAAAAACAACUAGAAGUGCAGAAGAAAAUUGAAAAGACGAGAAAGGAAGAGAGUAAAAUAUUUCCCAGCAAGCUUGCUCAAGUUCCUACAGGAAAAUCAGUCUCGUUUUCAAAAUCAUCCAUCAAAAAAGGUAAGCAAGUAAACAAGCUUCAAGAGUCAAGAAAAAUGGCAUUAAUGGAGGCUAAUGAACAAGAAGACAGAGAGAUCAAGAAGCUCGAGCAAUGCCUCGGGCUUAAUAAGAGGAAGAAUAAAAAGAGUCUUCCACAGUCUUUUGUGAGUGAUGGACUUGAUUACAUCCUGGGUGUGCUGGACUCCAGCCCAUCAGUGGUGGGAAUGCACAACGCUGCUGAUGAUGAUGACGAUUGUGACAUGGCCAGAGAGAACUUUAAAAAGCUUGAAGAAGAUGACUCGGCCAUGUCAGAUAAAGAAGAAGAACCUGAACAUGAAAUUAUGAGUGCAGGCAGUGAUGAUGAGGACAAAGAGGAAAGUGGGGAUGAUUCUGGUGAAGAGAUGAGUGGGGUUGAGGAAGAAGAAAGUGAGGCUGAUAAUGUAGAAGAGGAGGAAGAAGAAAUGGAUGAUGGUAACGAUGAGCUGAAUGACAGCAACGAUGUUAAUCCAGAUGAUGAGAGUGAGGAGGAAACGAAAGAAGAAACUGUCGCCACAACAUCAGGAAAGUAUGUGCCUCCUCAUCUGCGCAACACUGGAGAUGAUAAACGCAAAGCUGAGCUGGAAAAACUGAGAAGGAACGUGAAAGGCCUGAUGAACAGACUAAGUGAACCCAACAUGGCCUACAUCUGCGGUCAGCUGGAGGAGCUGUAUAUGAGCUGCAGCAGGAAGGACAUGAAUGACACUUUGACCGAGGUGCUGCUGGCGGCCUGCGUCACUCCGACCCUGAUGCCUGAUCGACUGCUAAUGGAGCAUGUGCUGCUUGUUAGCAUCCUUCAUCAUGCUGUGGGGCUGGAGGUGGGAGCCCAUUUUCUUGAGACGGUCGUCCGCAUGUUUCACGAGACGUACAGGAGCUCCAGUGAGGGCAAAGAAUGCGAGAACCUCAUCGCCAUCGUCGCUCACCUCUACAACUUUCAGGUGGUGCAUUCCGUCCUCAUCUUCGACAUACUGAAGCUGCUGGCGGAAACGUUUACUGAGAAGGACAUCGAGCUGAUUCUGUUCACGCUGAAGAAUGUCGGCUUCAGCCUGAGGAAGGACGACGCUCUAGCUCUCAAAGAGCUCAUCUCUGAGGCUCAGCGUAAGGCUAGCGACGUGGGAUCACAUUUCAAGGAUCAGACCAGGGUUCGUUUCAUGCUGGAAACCAUGUUGGCUUUAAAGAACAACAACAUGAGGAAGAUCCCGGGGUAUAAUCCUGAACCUGUGGAGAGACUGAGGAAGCUACAGAGGACUCUGGUCCACAACAGUUUAGGAAGCAGUGACCUGAAACUGAGGGUCUCUUUAGAAAACCUCCUGAAAGCAGAGAAGGUGGGCCGCUGGUGGAUCGUCGGCUCAUCGUGGAGCGGCGCCCCCAUGAUCAACAAGCAAGAAGACAUGACCUCACAGAAGAGUACUGCUGAAGGACAGUUCAGCCACAAAGUGUUGGAGCUGGCUCGGAAACAGAGGAUGAACACAGAGGUCAGGAGGAACAUCUUCUGUGCUCUGAUGACCAGCGAGGAUUACCUGGAUGCUUUUGAGAAACUGUUGAGGAUGGGUCUGAAGGACAAGCAAGAACGAGAGAUUGUUCAUGUUCUGAUGGACUGCUGUCUGCAGGAGAAAACCUUCAACGGGUUUUAUGCCGUACUGGGAGAGAAAUUCUGCUUCCACGACCGCCGCUUCCAGAUGACCUUCCAGUUCAGCUUGUGGGACAAGUUCAAGGACCUGGCCAACCUUCCCAGCAGCUCCUUCAACAACCUGGUCCAUCUGCUGACCUGCUUUCUUCAGAAGAAGUGCCUCCCACUCUCCAUUCUCAAAGUGAUCGAGUUUGGAGAACUGGAUAAAACCAUGGUUCGCUUCUUGCGACAAGUGCUGACCAAACUGCUAAAAGAAGCCGAGCCCGAGGAGCUGGUCAACAUUUUUGGGAGGAUUUCAGGAAUUCCCAAGCUUGGAAUGCUGCGGGAAGGCUUGAAGCUUUUCAUCAGUCACUUCCUCCUGAAGAACGCGUCACAGGGUCCAGCUGAGCAAGCGGCGCUGCUGUCUGAGUGCGCCCAGAUCGCCACCAAAGCCAUGGAGGCCAAGCUCAAACCAUAACAAAUACGCACAUGAGGAACUUCAAAUGUUGGCUGUGGAAUAAAAGGAGGCGUAUGAGGAAAAUACUCCUCUUAGAUAAAAACAAAAUGACCAUUUUAAAUCUUUUUUAAGAGCAUGUUUGUCAGAG
Molecule: messenger RNA, 2849 nt
Organism: Nematolebias whitei (Rio pearlfish)
Lineage: Eukaryota; Metazoa; Chordata; Actinopteri; Cyprinodontiformes; Rivulidae
Gene: nom1
Product: nucleolar protein with MIF4G domain 1
Exons: 11
Coding region: 215-2722 (835 amino acids)
Biological process (GO): ribosomal small subunit biogenesis
Cellular component (GO): nucleolus
Molecular function (GO): RNA binding; protein binding
Source: RefSeq, a predicted model, not a curated record